Messenger RNA from Trypanosoma brucei brucei TREU927, 1632 nucleotides. Its product is annotated as leucine-rich repeat protein (LRRP), putative. The transcript has a single exon. Bases 1 to 1632 code for a protein of 543 amino acids. Lineage: Eukaryota; Euglenozoa; Kinetoplastea; Trypanosomatida; Trypanosomatidae. The record is from RefSeq and is a predicted model, not a curated record.
AUGUUACAAGCGGCUGAGCAGAGAAACAGCUUGCGGCUCGCGAAUGCCGUUGCCCUCGUUGCAGAUGCUAGUGAUCAACCAAUAACCGAAUACGUUGCCGAAAAUGGUGGCGCGGCACCCCGGACUUCCAGCACUCUCACAUUAGCGGAGCGGGCUAUACGCAAUAUGGAGAUUCGAGCUCUUUGUGAGGACAAAAACUACCAAAGAGUGAAGUUGACAUCGUGUCGCGGAUCAGUCGACUUGAAAUUAUUCACCUGCAUGACGUCGCUGCGCGACAUUCAUGUUGAGAUGGACGGCGAUAUAUGUAACAUUCCUUCUCUUCAAGACCUCCCAGAUAUCAGGAGGAUAUAUUUGAGUAGCAAAACGAUGAACGACAGUGAUGUGCGACCACUCUGCAACAUUGAAACCCUGGAGGAAAUUAACAUUUGUAACUCCCCAAACGUUGUUAACCUUGGGAACGUGGGUCGGCUACCGCGCGUACAUACGCUGAUGGUGAAUCGCACUGGCGUGAUUGAUGAAUUCCUCUGCGGUCUCACUUUAAGCAACACCUUGAGAAGGAUUGAUCUGUCUGAAUGCCUGCGCCUCACAGACGUUGAGCCGUUGGCUAGCAUUGAAACUUUGGAAGAAAUUGACGUGAGCGGUUGCUUCCCUUGUGUGUGCGGGAUUGGCGCCCUCGGUGCGCUGCCACGUUUGAAAAUUCUCAAUGCCAGCCUAACGGGAAUCACUGAUGAGUGCCUUGCAAGGCUUAGCGCAAGUCAGAGCCUCAAGAAACUUUUGCUCUCUAAAUGUGAGCGGUUGACGAAUGUGAGCCGUUUGGAUACCGUUACUACCUUGCAAGAAUUAGACCUGGCAGAAUGUAAAAAUGUGGUAAGUGGUAUUGGUUCACUCGGUACACUUCCCGUCCUCCAGUGUCUUGAUCUAAGCGGCACCGGGGUGGCCGAUGAUGACUUGUGCGCAUUAAGUUGUAGCGCGACUAUCUCAAAAUUGAUAAUGAAACGUUGCGUUCUGCUCACAAACGUUUCUCCACUUGAAAAGCUUCGCACACUGCAGCACGUAAACAUUGGAGAAUGCAUCAACGUCAUUGAAGGGUUGAAUUCAUUCAGUGAGCUCCCGUCGCUGAGAACGCUUUACAUGCAUUACACUCCCGUCACGAACGAAUGCCUGAGCGUAAUCAGCACAUCACAAAGUAUCGUAAGCCUCAAUAUAGCGGCGUGUACGCGGAUAACGGAUAUCUCUUGCCUGGCUAACUUGAAGACAUUGGAGGAUGUGAAUAUUAACAUGUGCGAGAGUGUCGAGAAGGGGCUGGGCGAUAUCAGCGGACUCUCAAACCUUCGAAUGCUGAGCGCUCGCUCCACAGUACUUGACGAUGAGUGCGUAAAGAUAAUGAGCAGUUCCUCCAACCUCGAAAGAAGCUCGCUGGAAGGAUGCGCAAAAAUUACGGAUGUGACUCCCCUUGCAGCGGUAAAGUCACUUGAGUAUGUAAAUCUUGAUAAUUGCCCAGUGGUGAAGGGCAUUGCAGAGCUCGGCAAGCUGCCGCUGCUGCGGGUGAUUUCCCUCCGCGAAACAAACAUCUGCGAGGAAGAUAUUAAGAACCUGAAAAAGUUUAAUCGACGAUUAUAUAUUGAGAGAUGA